AAUUAAGAAAAAUCCACAAAUUUUCCUACUCAUUUCACUCUCUUUCUCCUUCUACUCUUGUCUCUAUAAAAUUUCAGGUUCUUCUUUUGCUAUAAGCGUUAGUGGCUUCAACAGAAAUGGCAACAGUUCAGCCACUUUCAAAUGGGGUUUCUGAGAUUACUCAAGAGGGUCUGAAUGAAUGGAUGUUUGGGAAAUUUUCAAUAUGAUGCUUCGGCACGUGGGCUUAUUCUCGUUCCUGGGCGGGUGACAAAGUGGUGGGAUGCCUUUGCCAUGGAUUGACUCACUUAGGCCUCCCCUCCACAAGAGAUUAGUUGAGGUGGCCGCCAGAAUAUGGCUUGUACUAUUGUAUUUAUGAGAGAGAAAUUGUAAAAGUACCUCGAAUUUAUAUUUCGUGAUGCUCAGAGGAGUUUGAGUUUGUUGUGCUUGACUUCCUAUAUAAAACAUUAGAAGAAUAAUGUUACUUUUGCAAGUCCCUUCAGGGGCAUCUGAUAAAAUUGGAACAUUACAUAGAAGAUUAGCAUGGCCCCUGCUCAAGGAUGGCACGCACAAAUCAAGAAAUAAUGUUAUUUUUGCAAACAGCUAGCCAAACAUUGAGGUCUUGUUGUCAGGAGUUGAUUGGCAGGCAUUCGUAGAGUUACUUGGCUGCAUUUUUUUUUGGUAAAAUAACAAAUUUAUAUUAACAUUCCUUGAGGUGAACUUGGGAGUGGAUCCAUUGACAAAUGAAGAACUGGAUUACUAAAGAUAAGUGAAAUAUGAAAUGCUUUAUCUGAGAUGUCAUUCAUAUCCUUUCUCUAAAGACUUUUCCUUUGAAGACACCGAGAUUGUAAAAUCUGUAAAUGAACAAACUUCAGAUACUGGACAUAGUAGUAGACGGCCUGAUAUUUCACUUCAAAUACCCCCGAGAUCGACAGGCUUUGGUAAAAGCCGUAGUGGAAAAGGUUUACUGCAAUCUCAAGGUUCCAACAAAGGUGGUUUAUCUCCAGGAAGCUUCUUAAGGGCUUUAAGCUUUAAGAGGAAAGGCAUUGCUCCUGAAGGUGAGAAAAGUUCACUCCUAAGUUCAGACCCAAAGACAACUGCUGAAAGUUCGAUAUCGACAAUUGCUUCAGCCUUUUCGUGGAAAAAGUCCACCUCUCUCCCAGUAACUCCUGCAUCAAACUUGUCCCCCUUGAUUCCCCUCCCCGCCACAACUAGUACGGUCGUUGAAAAGCCAAUCCCACAUAAAGAAGCAGUGCGUGCAGUUUCGAGAUCUCUAUCUGUGCCCGUAAGAAAUAUCGUUAUAGUACGAUCUACAUCUUUUGCUACCCCUAGGGCAAUUUCUGAGGCCAGUGCCAGUUCUGAUCAGGCUGGUUCUGUUACCUUAGAAAAUGAUGAUGAAGAAAUUCCUGAAGAGGAAGCAGUUUGUAGAAUCUGUCUCGAUCCAUGUGAAGAAGAAAACACUCUUAAAAUGGAAUGCAGUUGCAAAGGAGCCCUUAGGCUUGUACAUAAAGAUUGUGCAAUAGAAUGGUUUAGUAUAAGAGGAAGCAAGGUGUGUGAAGUUUGUAGGCAGGAAGUACAGAAUUUACCCGUCACACUACUCCGCAUUCCAACCACUGCUCAACAGGACGGAAGACAGUUGCAAAAUCAACUGACGUUUCGUUCACGGACAAUAAGUGUUUGGCAAGACUUUGUGGUGCUCGUUUUAAUCAGCACAAUAUGCUAUUUCUUCUUCCUUGAGCAGCUCCUGAUUCACGACUUGAAGACUCAAGCUAUUGUUUAUGCUGCACCUUUUGCACUGGUGUUUGGUCUCACGUCAUCGAUAUUCUCUGUCAUCCUCGCAAUCAGGGAGUACAUAUGGACUUAUGCUGCUCUUGAGUUUGCACUUGUAGCUAUUAUUCUUCACCUUUUCUAUACUUUGCUGAAACUGAAGGCCAUAUAUGCCAUUUUGCUGUCUGCAAUCUUGGGUUUUGGUGUGGCUAUGAGCUUGAAUGCUGUAUACAUUCAUUACUACAUUUGGCGAAUUCGAAUCGCUCAGAAUCCCAACCAAGUAUGACCGUGUUCCAACCACGAUGAGCCCAUCUUCUGAAGCUUCGUUAUGAAACUUCUAAAUUAACAAACACAAUCUGAUGAGUGAGGAGAAAGAUGUUGGUAGAUCCCACAAAACAUGACAAUUUUCAGGCAUCUAAUGAGCAAAUCUAAACAUCGUCAUCGCUCGGGUUGCAAGUUGCAACUGAUGAAGAUGAAGGUAGAUUACAUGUAUCAAUGAAAAAUGUAUUCCUACAGGCGCAAUAUAAAUUGCACAUUUCUUGUUAUUUCUUGUUUCUUUGCAAUGUCGUGUAAGAAAAAAGAUUAGUGCGUGUAAGAAAAAAAAUUAGGACGUGCGAAAGUGAUCUUGAAAAUAAUGAUUACAAGUGAUUUGUUAAAUGCUAAAUUCUGAAAUUGGAUUAAUUUUCAAUUAUGUUUCUAAA
Messenger RNA from Cucumis melo (muskmelon), 2444 nucleotides. RefSeq lists its product as uncharacterized. Gene Ontology annotation, molecular function: zinc ion binding. The record is from RefSeq and is a predicted model, not a curated record. The coding region runs from base 758 to 2029 and encodes 423 amino acids. The transcript has 9 exons. NCBI's taxonomy places the organism in Eukaryota, Viridiplantae, Streptophyta, Magnoliopsida, Cucurbitales, Cucurbitaceae.